ACCCACACCGAUGCACAUUCCCUUUGUUUUGUUUGUGUCAUAUCAGUGUGCAGCAAAGAGCAUUCCAAGAAUUGGUCGACUCCCCAAUGGUACGAUAAAGAACGCCACGAUCCACGUCCCAAGUGGUGCACAGUCCCUUUCCAAAGCACACUUUUCACCCCUCGACCGAAUCGCGGAGGAAAUCCUGCGGUACUGCGGAUGGGAUGCCUCCUCGAAGCGCCCACGAAGAAUAUCCGACAUGGGUCGGUUUUGUGUUCAUUUUCAACCUGAUCGUUGGCACGGGAGCCCUCGCCCUGCCGUCCGCGUUCAGCCACGCCGGAUGGAUCCUCGGCUCGCUGGCCAUCGUGGUGCUGGCGUUCAUGAGCUACGUCACGGUGACGUUCGUCAUCGAGACGAUGGCGUGCGCGAACGCGGUCCACAACUGGAAGCGGCUGCAGUUCAUCAAGCGCGACCGCGUCAUCGAGUACGACGAGGACAGCAACGUGGAGUCGCUGGUCGACCGGCCGGAGGCGAGCGAUAGUGACGACGAUGCCGAGCACGAUCGGCUCGUCGACGAUCAGCUGACCGACGCCAGCAUCGAGCAGACACCGCUCAACAUCAUGUACUGCCGGAAGACGUACUACACCCUGUCCAGCAAGAUCGAGCUGGGCGAGAUGGCAAACAUGUUUUUCGGCCGCACGCAACGCUUCCUGUUCUACUUCUGCUUGGCCGUCUACCUGUACGGCGAUCUGAGCAUUUACUCGGCGGCCGUCGCCAAAAGCCUGCGGGACGUUGCCUGUGCCCACAACCAUCGCGCGAACGCCACCGACGACGAUGACGGCACGGAGCGGUGCUGGCAGGACGGGCUGCUGACCCGGCUGGACGUGUAUCGGCUGUGCCUGGUAGCGUUCGUGACCGUGCUCGGCCCGUUCACGUUCUUUAACGUGCAGAAAACGAAAUACCUGCAACUGCUCACCGUGCUGUUCCGGUGGCUCGCCUUCAGCGUGAUGAUCAGCAUCGCCAUACACCGGCUGCUCGCACCGGUCGAUUCCACCGCACUGCCGAUCACGCCGAAGCGGGCCGACAUUGCCGGCAUCCCGUACCUGAUCGGUACCUGCAUCUACUCCUUCAUGUGUCACCAUUCGCUGCCGAGCCUGCUGACACCGAUCGCCAACAAGGGCCGCCUAAAGGCGCUGGUUUCCCUCGACUACGUGCUGAUCGGUGGGUUCUACCUGGCGCUCGCCCUCACCGGGAUCUUUGCGUUCGCCGACAUCAAGGACCUGUACACGCUGAACUUUGUGCCGAGUGCGGACCAGACCAACGGGAUGCUGAAAGCCGUCGAGUACUUCCUCGCCCUGUUUCCGGUGUUUACACUGUCGGCCAGCUUCCCGAUCGUGGCGAUCACGCUGCGCAACAACCUGCAGACGCUGUUCCUCGAUGCCGCCCAGCUGGAGGCGUACAAUUUCUUCUUGCGCCGCGUGUUCUUCCCACUGCUCGCCAUACUGCCGCCGCUGGUCGUGUGCUACUUCACCGAGAGCGUUAGCAAUCUGGUCGGGUUUACGGGCUGCUACGCCGGCACCGGCAUACAGUAUCUGAUCCCGGUGGCGCUCGUGCUUUCCGCGCGGCGCACUUGCGACAAUAUGAUCGGCAGAGGUAUUGUGAACGAGUUCCACAGCCCGUUCAAGGGUACGGUGUGGCCGAUGCUGGUGAUCGGGUGGACCGUUGCCUGUCUGGUGCUGGUAACGAUUGAUCUGGUCAUAUGAAAGCUGGCCCAGGAUGGUGGCAAUCAGAUGGUAGGGCAAUAUUAAAACAAACUCAAACUUACUGGAGACUGAGCGGUGCUGUGAGAGUGCGCGUGUGGAAACUUGCAGUGGCAGUGGAAUUGGGACGCACAAUGUUUGGGGGGAGCACGAGCGGAUGAGAAAAAAGCCAAGAUUAUUUUACUAUAUUUACACCAUAUCUUCCGGGUGGCUGGCGUUAGCUGCAGCGUUUUGAGAUGAAAAGCUUGAGACUUUCCUCACAAGAGAAGCGCUCUCUAGCGAUGGACUUGUAUGAGAUUUCCCUUUUUUCCUCCUCAAUCGUACGGCUCUCAGUGUUGAACACCGAUCAUGUUGUAUUUUAAUGAAACUUUUACUACUGCCACCAAAACACCCCGACUCAAGGCAUCGUGGGCUGAUCUUCCUACCGAUUGUGGUGUGUUGCGGAG
Molecule: messenger RNA, 2185 nt
Organism: Anopheles coluzzii
Lineage: Eukaryota; Metazoa; Arthropoda; Insecta; Diptera; Culicidae
Product: transmembrane protein 104 homolog
Exons: 2
Coding region: 204-1742 (512 amino acids)
Source: RefSeq, a predicted model, not a curated record